Insectozyma verbasci is the source of this 1845-nucleotide messenger RNA. The record is from the annotation of a GenBank genome assembly. NCBI's taxonomy places the organism in Eukaryota, Fungi, Ascomycota, Pichiomycetes, Serinales, Debaryomycetaceae.
AUGAUUGCAAUUGAUUUUGAAUUCCAGCAAUGGCAAUGGCAAUAUCAAAUUUCAACUACAUUUUUCAUUUGUGUCAUAUUACCAACUUUAUACUAUCUUUAUUCCAAAUAUAUAACCAAGUCACCAAACAAUUAUAAUAAAUUGGAAUCACCAUUAAAAGUAACUAUUCCAAUUCCUGAAGAAGCAAGACCGCAUUGGAAAGGUAAAAGAUUAUACCCACCAUCAAUUAAACUAGAUGAAGAACCAGAUAAAAUUCAAAGUUAUUGUCCUGCUACUGGUCAAUAUCUAGGCACAUCCAAUGUUACAACUAGAGAAGAGAUGGAUGAAAAAAUUGAAUUGGCAAAACAUGCUCAGAUUAAUUGGGCUUCGUCAGAUUUUAGUAUAAGGAGGAAAUUAUUAAAGACAAUGUCAAGAUACAUACUUGAAAAUCAAGAAAAUCUUGCAAGGAUAGCAUGUAGAGAUUCAGGAAAGACUAAAUUAGAUGCUUCAAUGGGGGAAAUUAUGGUGACUCUUGAAAAAGUGAAUUGGAUAAUUAACAAUGGUGAACGAAUUUUAAAACCAAAUCAAAGAGUAGGACCUUCAAACUUUCUAUUGAAGUUUUUGAAGUCUGCAGAGGUUAGAUAUGAGCCACUCGGUGUUGUUUCAGCUAUCAUUUCGUGGAAUUAUCCGUUUCAUAAUUUGAUGGGUCCCAUUAUUGCUUCUUUAUUCACUGGAAAUGCUAUAGUUGUUAAAUGUUCAGAACAGGUAGUGUGGUCAUCUAAGUGGUUUAUCAAAAUGGUUAAAGAAUGUUUGAAAACUUGUGGAUUAGAUGAAAAUUUAGUACAACUUGUUUAUUGUUUUCCUAAUGAUGCAGAUUAUUUUACAUCACACUGCGGUUUAAAUCACAUUACAUUUAUAGGGUCAAAACCAGUGGCACAUGCUGUUGUUGCUUCUGCUUCUAAACAGUUGACACCAUGCGUUGUUGAACUUGGUGGUAAGGAUUCUGUAAUUGUUUUAGAUGAUGUCAAGGAUAUGAAUGCAUUGAAUUCAGUAAUAUUAAGAGGAACAUUUCAAAGUGCAGGUCAAAACUGUAUUGGAAUUGAAAGGGUAAUUUGUUUACCUAAAUCAUAUGAAAAAUUGUGUGAUAUUUUCACUAAAAGAAUUAAAGACUUUAGAUUGGGUUCAGAUAUUGAUCAAUUAGAUGAGAUAGAUAUGGGCGCAAUGAUUUCAGAUAACAGAUUUUCACAAUUGGAAGAUUUAAUAAAUGAUGCUGUAUCGAAAGGAGCCAAUUUGGUUUCUGGUGGUAAACAAUUUCAACAUCCAAAUUACCCACAAGGUCAUUACUUUGAACCCACUUUAUUGACUGAUGUUGAUUCAAGCAUGAGAAUAUUUCAUGAAGAAGUAUUUGGGCCAAUUUUAACCCUUAUAAAAGCUAGAGAUAUAGAUGAAGCAGUUUCAUUAUCUAAUUCAACAGAGUAUGGACUUGGUAAUUCUGUAUUUGGAUCAAAUUUUACCAUUAUUAAUGAUAUCGCAAAUAGGUUACACAGUGGAAACGUAGCAAUUAAUGAUUUUGCCACUUUUUAUGUUGCUCAGUUACCUUUUGGAGGUGUUAAAAAAUCUGGUUAUGGUAAGUUUGGAGGUGAAGAAGGUUUAACAAGUUUAUGUAAUUGUAAAUCUAUAAUUAUGGAUAAACCAUACCUUCGAUUUUUCGGAGUACAAACAAGUAUACCACCACCAAUCGAUUAUCCUAUUGAAGACGACAAGAAAGCCUGGAAUUUUGUUAGAUGUUUGAAUAUAGCUGGAUACGAUCCAAGAAUAUGGGCGAAAAUAAAAGCAAUAAAAACGUUAGCAAAAAGUGGGAACUAA